Molecule: messenger RNA, 535 nt
Organism: Symsagittifera roscoffensis
Lineage: Eukaryota; Metazoa; Xenacoelomorpha; Acoela; Convolutidae
Product: V-type proton ATPase subunit e 2-like
Exons: 3
Coding region: 182-535 (117 amino acids)
Biological process (GO): proton transmembrane transport
Cellular component (GO): proton-transporting V-type ATPase, V0 domain
Molecular function (GO): proton-transporting ATPase activity, rotational mechanism
Source: RefSeq, a predicted model, not a curated record
AAUUGUAGAAUACAAAUUGAGCAACAAUCCAAUCUAAGUUUGCAAAGCUAACAUAUUUCCAAUUCACUAACUUCAUUUCAUUGAUUUCGUAGACUCGAAAUUAUCGAUAAAUUACUUGCAAAUUUACCAUAAUCCAGCUAAUCUAAUUGAUCACAAUCAAAUCGAGAGCAAGCUUUCAAAUAUGGAUAUGUUGGAAGUGACUGUGGGAAUGACUGGAAUUUUCACCUUGGUCGCCCUUCUUGGUUCAGUUAUCGCUGGCAUCCUCAUCAAGGAAGGCUACAUCAGAAAACAAGUUCAAGUGGGAUUGAUUCUCACAGCAAUAUGGAUGUACAUGUUCUGGCUGUGUGUGUACUUGCAACAAACGAACCCACUCGUUGCACCUGAUCUCAAAGUGUCCACCGCUCAAGCCAUCAUGCUCUUCUGGAAGGGAAAUCCAGUAGCAAAUGGCAGCAGCAGCGCCGCCGCCGCCGCCGCCGCCGCCGCCGCCGCCGAGUACUCAUCACCCGAAGUGGAAUAUAUACAAAUGGAUCAGUAG